GCUAACUUAUAAUGUCUAAGUGAACCUGAUGCAGUAAAAGGAUCGAAGAAGACAUAGAAAUGAUGUUGCUUCUCGAUAACACUCACAACCUAAAGUAAAAAGUUAACACUGACAUGUUUAGCGUUGGGUAAAUAGUUAAUAGGCAGAACUGCAAUACACCAACGAGGCAGCAGUCGUGUCCCCCAAAAAGGGGACAUCAGAGCCAUGGCGACUGCACAGUCUGCUGUAACGUUUGCAGUGUGCGUCCUCGUUGUAACAGAGCUGAUACUUGCCAGGAAGGACUACUACGAUAUACUGGGAGUGCCUAAAGAUGCUACUGAGCGACAGAUAAAAAAGGCUUUCCACAAGCUUGCAAUGAAAUAUCACCCAGAUAAGAACAAGAGCCCGGACGCUGAAGUGAGAUUCAGGGAAAUUGCUGAAGCUUAUGAAACUUUAUCAGAUGAACUCAGAAGAAGAGAAUAUGACCAGUUUGGUGACACCUCUGCAUACUUCACUGGGGAAACGCAAGGCAGACAUAGACAGAGUGCCCGCCAACCUUUCAGCUUCAACUUUGAUGACAUUUUCAAGGAUUUUGACAUCUACAGCCAGAACAGGCAUGCCCGUCACCGAAGACACUUUGAUGAACACUCCAGACAUAAGAGACACUUUCAAGGAGGUUUUGGAGCAGGUAUCUUUGAUGACAUGUUUGAUGACAUAGAGAGAAGGUUUACCUUUGACAGACACACCAAACAGACUGAAAACAGGUUUCAUGGUGCAUCAAAACAACACUGUAGGACAGUGACACAGCGCAGAGGAAACAUGGUAACCACAUACACAGACUGUACUGCAUCUUAAGAUGCAAUGUAAAAUGACCUCUGACUUAAAACUGCCUUAAGGGGAUACAAUAUUGUUGUAUUGAUUAGGUAACAGAAAGCCACUUGGUUCAAAUGCUGUGAACAGUGACACGAAGAUCUGACAUUCAGGCACAGAAUGACAACGUGAACACUCAGUUUACUUAGCUACUUAGGUCUAAAUUCAAAUAAGCUAUGUUCCUGUGUGUGCUCAUGGACUUGUACAUGAUUGUAGUAGUUUUUCACCUAUUGUUGAAGUAAGAUGACAGGGAGUAUUUUGUCAGUAUUUUUAAGCACCUUGUUUGAUAGUGGAAUUUGCUAACUUUACUGUUUGGAAAAAUAAAACAAUCAUACCGAAACUGGCACAGGAAUAUCCAUGUGUCAGUUCAUCACUAGUUCACUACGUCCACCUUGUUCUUUUGUACAGUUUUUAGUUUCUUUUGUAUAGGUCUUGCCAUUGUGGGUCUCAAAACACGCUCAAAACAAGUAGAAACAAUAGCAGUCAGUGGAGUUUUGCUUAUGGCUGUCAAAUGGGGAGCAUUGUCAACAAAAAUCAGUGACCCUCCACAUGUAGCUGGUGUUUGUACUACAUCUUGUUGAAAUAUUUGUGUAUUCUACACUGCCAGUCACAUUUUUUGAACAUCAUAUAUUUUAACAUUUGUGGUUAAAUCUCCAUCUGUGCAAUUAUAAAGUAAUUGUAUAUAUCUGUAAAGUAGGAAAGAGGUAUAAGUAAAUAGAGAAAUGAUUGUGACUCAGAUUUUAGUGAAAGUAGCCUAGAUCUACAGGGCUGGGCUGAACACAGAUGUCAUAGCUUUUCAAUUAAUACAGUUAAGUGUGAAGCCUGUAAUGUUCUGUUUUUCUUGGACUGUUUGUGGUAUUUUGCUAUUUAGAUAUCUGGACUGAGACCAUCUUUAAUACGAAAAAGUCACAACCAUUUCAAAUUUCUGAAACCCAAAUUUACUCAUAUUUUUAGAUGUAGAGUAUUAAAUCUGAAUUGACAAUUAUAAUGCUUGAAAUUUAACCAAAAAUCCUCAAAUAUAGGUAUUUAAAAACUUAUGACUGGCAUGUAAGACAAACUACAAAGGAUGUUCUAUGUGUAAACUAUCUUGCAGAGGACCAACUGAACUGCAAGCUGACUACAGUAUGUACUCAAGGUUUCAUGACUAGUAAUUUUACUAGUCACAAGAGUUGUAUUUUUUUUUUUUUAAUGGAGAGAAGUGUAAUAUACUGCUUUUAAAAAAAAAUCAACAUUAAGUGUAAGAAUACUGCACUACAGUACUACAAUGCUGAAGAAAUACUGUAUGUAUAAGUACAUACAAGCAUCAAUGUUCAGCACAUUCUCUGAAUCUGGUGAUGGCUACUCACAACAGUGUUGACUAGUUGUUGAAACCCCCAGUACAAACUGUUUUCCUAACAUAUCAUCUGUUACCUCAUACCUUUAAACUAGUUACAGUGACAUGCUCCUUUUACACUGUAGUGAGCAAUAUUUAUUUCCUAUAUUGGUAGUGUUGUAAAUAUUCAAUGGCACUUUCAAUUUUGUAUAAUUAAAAAAUGUGUUUGAAGAAAUAAAACGCAGAGACCAAACAGA
This is a messenger RNA of Siniperca chuatsi (mandarin fish), 2418 nucleotides long. It is a transcript of the gene dnajb9a, whose product is annotated as DnaJ heat shock protein family (Hsp40) member B9a. Gene Ontology annotation, cellular component: endoplasmic reticulum. The record is from RefSeq and is a predicted model, not a curated record. The transcript is spliced from 3 exons. The coding region runs from base 205 to 834 and encodes 209 amino acids. Gene Ontology annotation, molecular function: protein-folding chaperone binding; misfolded protein binding. Lineage: Eukaryota; Metazoa; Chordata; Actinopteri; Centrarchiformes; Sinipercidae.